GGGGUGAGCCAAUGAGAGGGUCGGAGAGGCUGCGAGCUGGGCGGGAUGUGCUUGUCCAAAGAAGUUGGGUGGCAGGCAUUUGCCCCACAGUUACCCCCUCGGUUGCUCCGCUGGAUGGUUCCCUCAGAGCCCGGGGAAGGGAAGGGAAGGGACGGGACGGCAGGGAGAAGGUGGACGAUGAGAGGGACAGUAAACUGAUGCCGGAGGGCCGAGUCCAAGAUGGCGGCAGCGGCAGCGGCAGCGGCAGCAGCGCUCGCUGUGGAUCAACGUUACGGGCUGUCGUGUGGGAAAGAGAAUCCCGGCAAAAUCACCGUAUUUCAUGUUAAAUUGACAGAGACAGCCUUUCGAGCGCUGGAAGCCUUUCAAAACGCAAAGAAUUCCUCUAUCUCGCAACCAACAAUACAAUUCCAAGGACUUCAAGGGUUGAUAAAGAUUCCAAGAACAGAUAACCAUAAUGAAGGACGAAAUUUUGAUUUUUAUGUAUCCAAUGUUGGAAAAGAUAACCCUCAGGGAAGCUUUGAAUGUGUUCAGCAGUAUGUCUCCAGUGAUGGUGUUGCAGAACUGGAUUGCUCUGGGAGCAUACAGGAUAAAAUUACAAUAUGUGCAACAAAUGAUUCUUAUCUGAUCACUCGAGAACGCAUGACUCAAGCAGAGGAGGAAACCCGUAGUCGAAGUACCAAAGUUAUUAAACCUGGUGGGAGAUAUGUAGGUAAACGAGUGCAGAUUCGUAAACCAGCACCAGGCAUCCCAGAUGCUGUACCUGAACGGAAACGGUCAACCCCUAUUAAUCCUGCAAGUACACUAAGGAAAUGCAUCAAUGCAAACAGUGUUUCCCAACGGUCAUAUAGGGAUAGGGCGAUCCACUUAUUGGUACUAAAACCUUUCAAGAAACCUGAGCUUCUGGCUCGAUUACAGAAAGAUGGUGUUAAUCAGAAAGACAAGAAUUCCCUUGGACCAAUUCUACAACAGGUGGCUAAUAUAAACCCAAAAGACAACUCCUAUACUGUGAAAGAUUUUGUGUAUAAGGAGGUCCACCGGGACUGGCCUGGCUACUCGGAAGAGGAUCGGCAGUUAUUUGACAAAGUGGUUUCCAGGAAAUUAUCUCAGCUGCAGAAUUCCAACAGCCAUUCAACAGAACCUGUUCCAUCAAGCUCCCCGAAAGGUAGAGAAUCUGCAUCCCCAUCAGAGAAGCGAUUGCUACCUUCCGAUUUCAUUGAUCCGCUAGCAAGUAAGAAGCCCAGGAUAUCUCACUUGACCAAUCGUGUACAGCCGACCUUUAAUGGUGAUUUAAAUCCCUCCAGUGAGAAAAGCACUAUUACUGCACCAGUCGUCCUUCCUCAUCCUCCACCUCCACCAGCUUCUCCCCCUGCACCACCGCCUGUGCCACUUCCAGUUUCAAAUGUUCAUACUGUGAAUUCUAACUCCAAUUCCCCAUGCACACCUGAAGGAAGGGGAACUCAAGAUUUGCCAAUUGAUGUCAUUGGCCAAGCUGAUGAGAGAUAUGAGGACCAGCAAGAAAAGCAUAUCUCUAGGACUACAGUGGAAAGUCCACCACACCAAACAAAGUGCUCGGAAAUUAUCAAUAAGGACUGUUCUUCUAAUGGAAAAUUUAAAAAGAAAGCUAAAAAACACAAAGACAAGGAAAGAGAAAAGGAAAAGAACCAAGUGAAAAAUGAGUGUGAUAGCAGAGAAUAUAGAGGUGAAAUUGGAGAGCACAAACCCAUUAAAGUUAAGGAUGCCAAUUCUGAUUCAGCAUUGAACAUAAAGUGCACUGGUUCCAGCAAUUCUACAUUACCAACCAAAAAACCUGACUAUUUGGUCAAAUAUGCAACUAUUGUGUCACAUGAACAGAGACAAAACUACAAAGAGGACUUUAAUGCAGAGUAUGGUGAAUAUCGAAGUUUGCAUGCCAGAUUAGAGAGGGUAACCAAGCGAUUUUUGCAAUUGGAUGCAGAACGGAGGCGUCUCUCUCCUAACACUGAAGAGUACAAGGUUAUUGAUGAAGAAGUUUUGCAAGAAUACUGGAAAAUUACAAAGAAUAGUCCCAACUACCAUGAAGAGAAACAAAGAUGUGAAUAUCUGCAUAACAAGCUGGCUCACAUAAAGAGACUAAUAGCUGAUUAUGACCAGCAACAACAGCAGUAAUGGCAUUACAACUCGCUGGACAUUUGCAAUAUUGACACGUGAUUAGAAGGAGAUGUGUAAUAAGCUAAUUUAUUUUGAAUUUUUGGGAAACAUUAUACUAGGAAUGGUGUCUGAAAUUUCUGAAUGUUUUCAGAGGUUUUAUUAUUUUGAGUUCUGUUACUUCCUGAAACACCUGAACUAUGCCACACCCUUCUUGUGAAAUGCUUUUUGUUUUAGAAUUUCCAUCCUUUUUACUCAUUUACUCAUUUUUGUUUAUUCAAAUUCAUCACAUUAGACAAAAUACUUGGACUGACCUUUAUCUCCUGAUUUGAUUUGUACAUUAACAAUUGAUAGCACUAACAAACACUGCAACAGUUGAAUCAGUACAUGUAUGUAAAACUUUCUAUGUAUUUUACUGAUUUAAACAUUUGCCUUAAGUGAUGGAAGCUUCCUAAGGCAAUUUGCACCUUCUUGGAGUAUUCAUAGAAAUGUUGGGAGAUUUAAAGAAUGAACAAAAUGACGGGCACCACAAACUGCCUGAAUCUUUACAAUGUGCUGCAAUUUCAAACCAUAGGCUAAAAUGAAUACAACAUUAUCAGCCCCUGUGCCCCAUGCCUUAAAAUAUUUGCUUAUGUAUACUUAAUAUAGUGACCAUUAGCCACAUAAGGCUUCCCAUUUUCCGAUGCAAUUGGGAAACUAACAGUGGCCUUUCUUUCUUGUUUGUGUGUGUGUGUGUGUGUCUCUCUCUCUCCCUGUGUGUGUGUCUGUGUAUGUGUGUGUGUGUCUGUGUGUGUCUCGAGAGGUAAAAGAGAAAUCUACUCUCAGUAACCAAAUGCUCAGGACAAAACACCUGUGUUACUGUAGGUAUUUUCCGAUAAAUGUACCACUUCCUCGGAAAUUGAAGCCUUUCCAUUUCAAGUGAUUUAUCAGCUUUAUUAACAAGGAAAUAUUGCUAUCGUGCAAAAUUUGAAAGAGAUCUAUAGUUUUGGGAAAAUUAAUCUUCAUGUAGGAGACUUAUUUGUAUACUACUUUAAAGUAUUUUUGGAGAAAAAAAAUAUAUACAAAGAACCAGUCACCUGCAUGUACUAGUUUAUUUAAGAUAUGUUCUCCUGUGCCAGAAAUUAAUUGAAAACAUGUAUUUAACAACACUGCAACCAUCAAACAGCACAAAGAAAUUAUUUGAAUUUGUGAAGCCUCUGUACUUAAACCAGUGCAUUGUAUUUCAGUUGAUAUAAUGGAUAAUGUAUCAUGUGGGAACAUUUAAGUUAUUUGGUUGAAAGAUGAAAUGUUUUGGAUAAAUAUUAAGAUGAAUAAUUUGUAUUUCUCUGUCUUUUCAAAAUGCUGCCAAUUGAAAGUGGAAGCAUUAUGUUUACAAAUGAAUCUUGGAAAACUUGCCAAAUUGUUUGGUUGAAUCUGGUCAAAUUCUGUUAUCUUCAGCCAUGCUGUACCUAUAGUACCUGCUCUUCUAAUCUAAAUUUAGGUGCGAAUGAAAACAAGGCCAAAUUAUUCAUGGCAUCCAUCCGGUACUCUUCACUGAAGUGAUUCACACUGAGCUUGAUUUGCACUUCAGUCAUUUUAUAUGGAUGGUUUAUUCCCGUUUUAGACAUUCUCUAUUCCACAAAAGAAGAUUAUUUGUCAAAUAGUUAGAACUAUUAUGUUAGAUGCAUUUGCAUUCAUAAUUUAUGGAUCCAUUAUCUACAAAAAGCUUAAAUCAUCAUAUCCUGAUUUGGAUAUGUUUUUAUCAUUAUUCAAAUAGACCCGAAGUCAGGAAACUACUAUCUACAUUGAUAAAUUGUAUUAUCAAUGAUGCAGGAUAGUAUUUGACACCAGCAAUGUAAUUAUUACUUAAUUUUAAAUUUAAUUUAUGGUAUGUUGCUUCGUACAUCUCAUGCAGUCAUAAACAAUCAACCAGUGAUGUUGCUUACUUGCUUUAGAUCUAUACAUCCUCAGAUCCCACAAAAUAUUAACUUACUGCAACAUCAAAACUUUGACCUGUUCUGGAAGGCUUUGAAGCCAGCUGUUAAAAUAUAAAUUGUCUUAAUUAUAAUGUCAGUCGAGAGAUUUGGAAUUUCCAGUGUUGCAAUCACUGUCGCAUGUGUCUACUUCAACCGUCCCAUUAUGCAAUGAGCAUGUGCUUAAAUGUUAAUUUUGAGAAUUGGUAACUUUUAGUGUUAUAGUUCUCUAAUGUCUGUGAAGUUACUCUGGUGCAAACUCUGAAACGUGAGAUAUUUCUAGUACUGACUACUUGUCCAAAAUUAAAAUUAAAUUUAAUUGGCAGUUUCAUGGGUAUUUACAAUUUUAUUAGAAUAAGUGCCAUGCUGUUAACCAUUUUGGGGGAAAUUAAAUUUGAGGUGCCUAACAUCACUGAGUUGCCUGUUUUUUUGUUUUUUUAAGCUGUUCAACAAUAACUGAGUAAUGCAAAUGUAGCCUUGCAAAAUUUGCAGGUCUUUUGUGAUAGGAUGAAGAUUUUGUGAUAGGAUUGCAGAUUGGUCUGCAACCAGAUUUUUUUCAUAUCAGUUCCAUGGAUGUUAGAGUGCCUGUAAAUCCAAAUCUUUGUUAGCAAACUUCCUUUGUAAAAUGAAGGGACAUGUCCAUAAACACUAAUAACAUAUGGUUAGGGAACUUUUGUAUUUUUAUGUAUAAUUACAGUUUGACUCUAAUUUUUGAUUCUAUUUAGAGGAUCCCAAUUUUGAUUCGAUGCCAAAUUCAAACCUCAAACCACAAAAUACUUCAGCACUUGUUCCUUAGCAACCACACUAAAGUAGAUUUUUAGCAUUAAAAGUUAUAUUGCAAUUUGAUUUGAAUUUCGGAAACCAUUCUGCAGUUGUUGUAGCAAAUUUAAAUAUUAAUUGACCACACUGUUUACACCAAAGCUGCCUUCACCAAUUUAAAAUGUGUUGUGUAGCACCUACUGGAUUGAUGCUUUGUGCAGGAGCCCAGUACUUGUCUUAAUUUAUUCAGUUUUGUGUACUUGGUAAUCAGUACUUUAAAGCAUGAAGAUGUCUUGCUUUUUACAUCUAAUCCAUUAAAUUUUUGGAAAGAUGUUAGUUGUACUGUAAAAUUGGUGUGUUCAAGCCUUUGUUGAAACAAGCAUACAUUAUUGCAAGUGUCUGUCUUAUCUCCAAUGAGUUGCAUUGCAUAUUAGAGGCCUGACCUCAUAUGUUGUAUAAUAGUUCAAAAAAAAUGCUCCAAUAUUUUUUUUUGUGUUACAUUGUUUUUGUACAUUUCAAUCAAAGUUCUCUGUUGGAAAAUAGAAAUCACUGUUCCAAAAUCACAUUCAAGUGCCCCAUUUCUAAUUUAAAAUCAAAGCAGUGGAUGACAAAUUGUAAUCAAUGCAAGAUGUUCAUCAUUGACACAGUGGCAACAUAUGUAGCACCUAAAUAGAUAUUUAAUGUCCACUUAGUUUCAACAAACUCAAAAACUUUGCAAUUAAUUCAAAAAAUAAAGAUGGCUUUUUCAAAAUUAUAACAAAUGCUAUAUACUUGCAUAUAGAAUAUUUGUAUUAUACUAAUACAAAGACCUUGGUAUAAACAUAUCACAGUAUUUAAUUUUGAGAAAAAUUAGUAAAGUGAAAUUUCAAUCCUUGUAAAACAAUUUAUUUGAAACUGAUAGCUUCCAUGUUCCUAGCCCCCAAAAUAAAUUCUUGUAGUAUUUCCAUUUUAUGUAUGUCGUUCUUAUAGUCUUGGUAUUAAAGUGUGCCAGGUAAAAUGAUUGACUUAAUGCUUUGAAAUCCUCAUUGAUAAUUUUAUUAUCUUCCUUUCAUAUCCCCGAUAAAUGCAGUUAAAAGCCAGUUGUUCAAGUUGUUUGGGAAACACAUGCUACACUUGAUAAGAAUGGAUGGAAUUAAAACCUAACAGGAAUGUGUAAAAUUCUCAUUGGCCUCUUAUAGCAGUUGUGAAUGUCUUUGAUUUUGGAAUUGCACAGUAAAUCUUUAGUUUGGACCAUUGAAACUGGAAAUACCGCAGGAGUGUUUAUACUGAUUUAAAAAAAAAUGAGCCACAAUGCCUCCAUUCCACAUGUAAUGUAAGCAGUUUAUUUAAAAUAUACAUUAAAAUGUCAACUUUGCAUAUG
Molecule: messenger RNA, 6195 nt
Organism: Leucoraja erinaceus (little skate)
Lineage: Eukaryota; Metazoa; Chordata; Chondrichthyes; Rajiformes; Rajidae
Gene: ell2
Product: elongation factor for RNA polymerase II 2
Exons: 12
Coding region: 220-2145 (641 amino acids)
Biological process (GO): positive regulation of transcription elongation by RNA polymerase II; snRNA transcription by RNA polymerase II; transcription elongation by RNA polymerase II
Cellular component (GO): transcription elongation factor complex
Molecular function (GO): cis-regulatory region sequence-specific DNA binding
Source: RefSeq, a predicted model, not a curated record